GGAAUGCUGAGUGCACCUGCAGACAGACAGACAGACGCACACAGACAGGGCAGACACCUGGGACCUCCCACUGGUGGAAACAUCUAGUCAUCUCCUCAGGCUUCUCUCAACGCUCAUCUGAGGCUCCUCCCACUCCACCACGACGCUCUGCCCUCUCCGCUCAGCAAGGAGUUCCUGAGUCAUCACUACACAGCAUUCUGGGAAACUCCGGACCCCUCUCCAUGGGCUACACCUCCUGCUGACAGACCAGGGCCAACCGGAGGGAGCUGGUAAAUGAGGAUUUCUCCGUGUGUGGGCAGACUUCCUGUUGAAGGGAAAUGAUUCCUCAUGAAGAGCGGCGCACUUGGCCCGUCGCUAAGGGCGACAGCAGCAGGUGUGACGUCGUGAUGCUCUCCCUCCACAACACUCAGACCACACCCAACAAUCGCUAAGGAACACCCAGCAACCAACAACCAACAACCAACCCAGACCAGCCUCUCCCUCUCACCAACCGCCCUUCAUCUAAGUCUGACUCUGUGUGCUUUCUUUGGUGUAACAGAUUUAAUACAGACACAAGGUAGAAUAAUUAAUUAAGGCAAGACUAUUGAAAGGAACUGAACCAGGAUUUUGUGUGGAGCUGACAUCAAUAUGAAGUCCAACCAGGAACGAAGUAAAGAAUGUUUGCCCCCAAAGAAGAGGGAGAUUCCUUCUAGCACAAUACCAUCAGACCGGCACUCAUCCCCCGUUAUGGCGCCCCCUAGUGAUGUUCCCCGCUCAGAGAACCUGCCGUGGCUGAUGGGUGGUAACAGCGAAGGGGCGAACCGUAGCACCUCUCAGUCGGAAUACAAGCCCCUCUCCUCCACUACAGACACUUUCCCCUCUUCUUCUUCAGUCAGGCCAGUUUCAUCACUCCCCACACUGUACACAUCUCCCCAAAGCACCGCUGGAGGGACAGUCCACUACACACAGCUGCCUCCAAACCUACAGUUCAUCGCCUCCCCAUACCCCACAUCGUACCCAGGCUAUAUCCCCUCGCAGAUAUUCCCCCCUCCUCCGCCUCCACCCCAGAGACCCCCACACACAGAGAGACCCCCUCACACCCACACAGAGACGAUUCACACCAAACCAGAGCGCUCCUCCAGCCGCACCUCCAUGCCCCCACCCUCUACAGACUCUGUUGCACCGCACCACUUACAUCACCGAACAGCUCCUUCUGCACACCACCAUGCACCCCAUUCACUGCACUCCCAGCAUGCACUGGGGCAUGGCAUGUCUCAAGUUUUGCUGCAGUAUGCAGAUGGGCCCCCACGAAAAGAUGAAGGGGGAUCUAGAACUCGAGAGCUUCAUAAUGGAGAGGUGGAACGUGGGCGACGGUUUGAGUCAAAGUCUGGGAACAAGUUGCGGGACUCAUAUGAAGCUCGUUCACGUGUUUUGUCAUCAGACUACACUACCCAUGAUCCUUCUGGGCUCAGAAUAUCUAGCAUGCUUAUGCCCAACAGCCACAGUGACCACCAUUUGCCCAGAUCUAGUCCUGAUAAGCAUUCAUCUUCACAUGUGGAGAGAGGUAGCAUUGUUUCAGGCAAACCAGUCAGGACCCCUUCAUCGUCCGGCAGCACGUCCACGUUUACGUUUCCAGCCCCUCCCCCUCCCAGUGUGGAUAGUCCAAAACCCCCCCAGACUGUGAUCCAGACCACACACAGCUCUACAGAACCACUGUCCCUGGGCCUGCCCUUCCCCCAGCAGCCCAUAAUCGGGUACAUUGCGGGGGCUCAGCACUGCCUCCCUCAACACUUGCUCAUUCCUGGUGCCCAGCCCGUCAUCAUCCCUGUGAGCGGGGCAGUCACUUCUCUGGAUGCGUCCCGGGUUGCCUCGUCCACCCAGGCUGCACCCUUCCCCACCAAAACAGACCCUCUGGGCUCACCCGCGGGCGUGUACCAGGCCUCCGCUGGGACUGUGGUCCAGGGACAGCUUCAUCUCCCCAUCAUCCCUGCUUCUCAAGGACUGGUCUCUUCUUCUGGACCUCCUGCCUCUGCCUCUAACACCUCUCUGCCCCACGCGCUGCCUCCGUAUUUCAUCAAGGGCUCCAUCAUCCAGCUGGCGGAUGGCGAGCUGAAGCGCGUUGAGGACCUGAAGACGGAGGACUUCAUCCAGAGCGCAGAGAUCAGUAGCGAACUCAAGAUUGACUCCUCCACCGUGGAGCGCAUCGAGGGCAGUCGCACCUCCCCUAACCUCGCUGUGGUGCAGUUCGCAGUGGGCGAGCAUCGAGCGCAGGUGAAUGUGGAAGUCCUGGCCGAGUACCCCUUCUUUGUCUUUGGCCAGGGCUGGUCUUCAUGUUGCCCCGAUCGGACAACUCAGCUCCUGGAAUUGCCUUGCACUAAACUAUCUGUGGGCGACGUCUGUAUCUCUCUCACCUUAAAAAACGUGAGGAACGGCUCUUUAAAGAAACCUUUGGAGCUCGCCACCCUGCCUCUCAAACCCCCAAACCACCGCUCAGGCCAGAAGGAGAACGGACUUAAUCAGAGAGGAAGCAGUGGGAAUGUGGAAAACGGAGAGAUCCCAUUUGGGGAGAGACAAGGCCAAGGCGAGGAGGGUUCUAGGAGGCAGUCCAGUAGCAGGAAGAGGAGGUGGUCUGCUCCAGAGGGUCGCACAGUGGAGCGAUCAGAGGAGGAACCCCCUGUUACUCUGCCCAAACCCAACUUCAUUCCUCACCAAGUCAAAGUCAGCAUCGAAGGAAGGUCCAACAUCGGCAAGUGAGGAGCGCAGCAAGGAGACUUUUACAGGAAAAAAUGUCCACUUCAUGUUUAGGUUUUUUAUAUUUUCUGUCUUGAAUACUGUACUAAAAUGACAUCCAGUGAGCAGUAAGACAAUUUGUUUAGAAAAUUUCUGUAUAAAAAGCAGUGGGUGGAAUUCUUUUAAGUAUUGGUUCAUUGGUGGCGUAUGGUGCACUGGGGUAACUCUCAAAACUACGUAUAACAUAAGAUAAUUUAACUAUUUUAUGUUAUAUCACUCCAAUUGGCAACACAUCUUUUCCAGUUGAAUUUUUCAAUGCAAUUCAAUGAUUUGCAUAUUGAAUUGGCAGAUGCCCUUCCUGACACUACUCUCUAUGUUUAUGUGGGCAUCAUGGUAAAACAUGCGUAUGUCUGUACAACCAUCAGUAUGCACCAGUGUGCCACACAAAAGACUGGGAAUACAAAUUUAAUUUUUCACUCUAUCCUUACCAUAGUUCUUAAAAUGAUUGUCAGUACUAUAAAUUCAGGGGUCUUUAUAGUUCUAGAUUGAACCUAGGAGUUACCUAACUGAAUACUCACAACACACUGAGAUGACACACACCGCUGUCAUCAUAACCAACGUUACUACAAUGUAUUUUUUUAAUCAGCAUGGCUGCAAGGGAUAUCAAGACAGAAACUACUUGCCUAUCACGGUCACCGCGCAGUCCACACCUUAUUGAUGUCUUUAUUCACACAGUACUGUAUGUUUUUAGAUUUUUUUUCUUUUAUUGUGCGUCAAGGGUGGAAAGUAGCAACAGCACUUUGGAAAGUCUUUGGAAAAAAAUUGAAGGCUCAUUUUUGGUGAAUGUGGGAAAUGUGUGAGCAGAAGUGCCAAGGGAUCACAAAGAAAGGGAUUCGAAAAGAUUAAAAUCCCAUUCAGGCGACUGUUAUUGACAAAGUGAUGAUGGCUUUAAGAAUGUUUGAAUAGAGGAAACUCAUAUUGGAAUGUGAUCUAAGAGUUUGGUAACUGAUAUGAGUGUAUAAUACUAUACUGCUGCCCUGAAAAUAAUAUGUUUUAGCCCAUUAGAGCUGAAGGGCGGCAUGAUGUAGUUGUGCCUGUUGGUGUCUGUCCAUACACAACGUAACCAUAGAUACACCAUCCAACAAUAACAUCAAAGACACUAGCGGACUGACAAUGCUAACAGAGGACGGUAACAGGAAGUGCUAAAAAGACGUCGUCCUCUCUGUAGUGCGCUGUCUGUGUGGCUGGGAGUAUGUACUUUGAAAAGAAUAUAAACAUUUGAUUCUAAAUGUCCAGUGUUUCUAUGUAAAAUCUUUUACUUAAGAGAAUCAUGCAAUUUGCACAUUGUCGGGAGGAUGGAGUUUAGUAGUAACUUUUAUUUUUUUUAAAUGACCCUGUCCUGAAUGGAGGCCUAGACCACUGACACGUUGGACAAAGAAAGCAGAUUUUGUGUGUGUAAUUUGUAAGGGGAAUGAUUAAGAAAAAUGGUAUGUUUUACGGUAGGGCCCAAUUUGGGACAGGAGCCAUUUGUGCUAUUGGCCAACUAAACCCUGAUUUGCUCAGAUGUAGCAGUUACCUCAUCAGAUGUGCUAGUAGGUUUGGUUUUGCACAAGACUAGGUCGGAGGUUUAUCUUGAAUGAAAGGUAAGCUUUUAUUUAGAGCCUCUUUGGAGAGCAGGAGAUGAUGUAACCUAAGGUGUUUUUCCCCCAGAAUGCAGUUGGAGUUGGAAAAGUUUUGUCUAAUACUGCCUUCAAAUGUAAGUCAUAGGAAAUAGUGGUAACUCUUUAUAACAGUGGUGAAUGAAUGGCUUCUCAAUGACCUUAGUUAGCAACAGUAAUUACAAAGAAUAUUAGAAUCAGAAUAUCAUGUUUUCUUCACAAAGCAAUGCAACUGAAAAGCCAUAUAUUUGAAAACACAAUUGCUCCCCGAUCUCGUAAAAAGAAGAGUAAAAAAACCAUGAAGUGUACAAGAAAUCAAUAUAAAUAAAGGCUCAUUGAUUGAUACUGAAAUAGUUUUGAUAGCAAUGGUCAGUGAUAUUAUAGUGAGUGACAGUAUGUUGUUCAGUGCCAAGUGCAUCUGGUAUGGUAUAUGGUUUACAACAGGUUGCUGCAUGAAGCUGGAGAUAACAAAAACAGAGCAGUGAGUGGUUGAGUUUUUUAUGUUGGAGGUUUGCUUUUAGAUAUGGGACGUUUUGCACCCAAUAGGUGUUAUAGACAGAUGAGUGAGUCUGUUUAGAGUUUCAUAAAUUUUGCUUUAUUUUUGUAAUGCAACAGGGUUUUGUGUCACCGCAUUUUUGUAUCUUUUUUUCUUGUCCCGUUGAGCAGUAAAUUAGUGUCCACUUGGUUGUCAACCUUUGUGUCUCCCCACCUCACUAACAAAACUCCAUUUAGAAACAAAACUUUCCAACCAUUUUAUCAUCAAAUUCAAAAUAGUUUAAGAACUAGCCAAAGCAAUAUUUUCGUAUGAUUCAGGCACAUUCCACUCGAGUUAUCUGCAAUAAACAUUGAACAAUAAUCUCCUUUUGUGAGCUAACCAAAAUCUCCCCACAGAAAAAUCAUGUAUGAGCUUGCAUCAUAAAUCAUUCAGGAAUUGCAGUAGUAGACGUAGUAGUAAUUGUAGUAGUGAUAGUACUAGAAGUAGUAUUUCAGGGAGUCAUAUAUAUGCAGUAACUACAAUCACACAACCCGCUGAACCUCGUGUGUCGCUAAAGUGUGCCUCUGCGUAGUAACCUCGUCAAUCAUUAAGUUUUUUUCUUCAGGUACCCGCGCGAAUAGCCAGCCUCGAGAAAGCACCUUCUGCUAAAGGCCAAGCAAUCAAUGAAACCCUCAAAAGACAACCGUUAGCUACCUGACUAUCUGUCCACCCCCACUACUCACCUACAUCCUCAAUAAGAGACUAUACAAGCAAUCAGCUGGAGGAAGAGAAGGAGCAUAGACAGUUGAAAUAGUCGGCCUACAGCAUUGUUUUAGCCAGACUCCAAUUGGACACCUCCUCCAAAAAUGUCUUAAAGUGCAUCAAAACAAAGUAAGUAUCAAAAGAAAAGUAAAGCCAAUAGCCACAGUAGUAUCUGAAAAAAUACAUGUCCACUUUGUAAAUUAUGCAAGGUGUAACUUUUGUGUUGGAGAGUCCGUCACAUGCUUUUCUCCAUGGGGAUGUUCUUGCUUUGUCUGGAAUGUACCAUGUACCGUAUUUUAUUAAACUUUUCUAUCAUCAAACAGACCAAGUUCCAGGACAGAACUCUGGUGAAGCAGGAAUGUUGUUUUUUGGUUGUAAGGUAGAGCUGUUUAAUGUCAUACUGCGGAAUAUUCCAGGCAGAGCAAUGACAUAUCCAUGGAAACAAGCAGGUGAAGAAUCCCCAGCCACAAAUUUGCACAGUUUACUUUUAUUCAGAACUAGCCACUCACUCAAAAGUAUUGUAGCCUCUGUGUCCUCUAUUUUAACUGUCUAUGGGAAUACACCUUUUAGAUUUUUAAGUUAUUUUAUUUUUAGGUAUGUCCCUACCCCUCUUUACCCAAAAUGUUCGAGACAAUGUGCAAUAUUAUCAUUUUUGUCCCCCUCCUCUUGCCGUGCCAAGUGUAUGUAGCAGACUCCAGUGUCUAAUCCCUGAAAUGGCUUGUCCGGAGUCGUCAUGUGAUGUCUGUCUACCCUCUCUUUCCCCUUUCCCCUCCCAGCCCCCUCACCUGUGUCUCUGUGUGUGUAUGCAGCAACCUAAAUGUGUAUGGUUGUGAUUCAUAGUGCGUGUUUUCUUCUAUAAUCAUCUGUGCGCUCAAAACCUUGACCCUCAAAAGGUUGGAGGUAUUGCACACAGAAAAAAAUAACCUCAUUGCUUGUGGGGACCACUUUUUAUAAAAAAGUAAAAAAAAAUAUGUAAAAAUACAAAAAAUAUAUAUCAAUAAACCAACAGAGAUGCACAUGUAAGUAGUUGUAAAAGACUUGAUAAUUUCAGCACUUUCUAAAAAUCCUAGGGCGGGCUUUGGUGUCUCUGACUGAUACCCUGCCUAGGGGUAACAUUCAUUCAAAAACAGACAGAGAAUGAAAAAGGGGGUGAUUAUGGAGAGGGAUGUUUGAGAUGUAAUGUUUUGCACAUCACCUGCCCUGUAACCGUGUGUUUCUCUGUCUGAGCUCCAUCUCACUUGGCGCGUUCUUGGGUCCAACGGGCCAAGGUGUUGUUGGGUGGUUCCUUGGUUCUUUUUUAGGAAUUUCUCAUGGAAUGCAUCCCUAUUCUUUAGUCAGGUUUGUGGGAUAUUUACUCCACUUAUAGCAGGAGAUCAGGCUGUGCCGCUAUAUAUCUGGUUCACAUUUGAAAUUUGGAGUGAAUUGGCACAGUUUGGCUUUGCAUUAUAAUAUCGGUGCACACGCAAACCUCCUUCUAUGUUUGCAUUACUUUCUGGUGCAGAAGCUUUCUAUCUGGUUUUUAGUCUCCUUGUAGCACUCAUUAUAAUGUCAGGGGACUGAAAACUAUGUCGAAUGUGUCAUUGUUGAGUUAUAGACAAGCUUCCUCACUGUAGGAAACACUGCUAAUGUUCUUGUAUAAAAUUGGCUUCUUGCACAAACUUGACAAAUAAAUGAAUGUGGCGUGUGAGCUUGUGACUUUUUGAUCCGAAAAAAGCAUGUGUGCUCUUGAUGUUUGUACUUUACUUUUUUGCAAAAAGGAUGUGUUCUUUUGGCACUUUGUUGUUUUAAAAGUGAACAGAAUUUGAUCAGGAUUCCUUUUAUUUUAUUUUUUUUUUCUUUCUUUGUUUUUCUUGUUAAAUGUCCAUAGCGCUGGAUAACCAACUCAGGCAGAAAGAAGAACUUGUAGAGGCUCACUUAACUGUUUAGUGUCACCCCAAUCAAUUUACAUGGUGGGCUGUUUGAUAUGGGUUAUAAGAUAUGUAAAUUUCUUACAUAUAAUUUGAUAUGAUUAACUAAUGACAUUAUUGACAAUAACUAUAAAUUAUUAUUAUGAUACUCUCUGUAUUAUGCUGGAGAUGGCUUGGAUCGCUCUCCAUUGAACUUUUAACUUUGGGCCUGCUAUUCUGCAAGGCGAAAAACACUUCAACGGAGGACAGCCAUUGUGACCUUUGACCCUGCCCACUGCCACAGAAUGGGCGGGGCUUAUGUUUUCGGAUGCGCUCACGUGGAUGGGUUCCUUGUUGUGAACACUCAGCUCCAAAGGCUGCGCUGCGGACUUGUUCCUCUGCUCACCCGCGACACUGGACUGGACUGAGCGACACGGGAGCAGAGACAGUGUGGCCAGCAGGGGGCGCUCACAGCAGCUCCUAGCCAAUGUGUUUGUACUAUAUUGUACUCACCAAGUCCCUGUGUCUCACCACCCCUUUGCUUUAGAGCAUUGGAGAAUCCCUGUUGGUGUAUGUAUUUGACAUCUGUACAAAUGCACCUCUUUGAAAACGAAAUGAAACCUUGACAUAUCUGGAGUAAA
Boleophthalmus pectinirostris (great blue-spotted mudskipper) is the source of this 8131-nucleotide messenger RNA. RefSeq names its product ataxin 1a (gene atxn1a). The transcript is spliced from 4 exons. The coding region runs from base 628 to 2733 and encodes 701 amino acids. Gene Ontology annotation, biological process: negative regulation of transcription by RNA polymerase II; nervous system development. NCBI's taxonomy places the organism in Eukaryota, Metazoa, Chordata, Actinopteri, Gobiiformes, Gobiidae. Gene Ontology annotation, cellular component: nucleus. Gene Ontology annotation, molecular function: RNA binding; protein binding. The record is from RefSeq and is a predicted model, not a curated record.